Molecule: messenger RNA, 312 nt
Organism: Iphiclides podalirius (scarce swallowtail)
Lineage: Eukaryota; Metazoa; Arthropoda; Insecta; Lepidoptera; Papilionidae
Source: the annotation of a GenBank genome assembly
AUGAGCGAAGGAGGCGAGCGUCCUUGGAGCAAAAAAGUCACGUGCACCGCUCAACAGGUGGCGCCGUGGGCCCUUGGCGCUUUCGGCGUUGGAAAAAAGACGAUCGCGUUCCACAUUCGAAUUCUUCGCUUCCCCUUGCCCCGCGCGUUCGUUCCCACGCGCGGGGGCACGUCCGAGCACCUUGCACCGCGCGCCUUUAUGAAUGGCGCUUCCUCGUCCCGCUUAACACAAAUGUCACGACGCCCCGACGAGCCGGAAAACUCUCUUUUCUUCCUCAAUUGCCGGCACAAACCGCCAAAGCAAAAUAAACCU